AAUGACCAUGUCUUACCAUGUCUUACCUUGUCUUACCUCUCUGCCUCUCUUGCUUUGCGACUUACUUCCUCUCAACAAUCUGUCUCUCUCUUUUACCAGUCUGUCACUAUUCGCUUUUGCGAGAAUCUCUGUACAAAAUGCGUUACAAUUUGCUAACCAUCGUUCAUUUCUGCCUGUGCAAAGCUUUGCCAGAUUCCUCAUGUCUGUUUUGUUCAUGUGUUCUCUAUCAAGACCUCUGCCAACUGACUGUGUUUACCUUGUCUAUCUCUAUCUGUAUGUCCGUCUAUAUUUCUACGAUUAUAUUAAUUUCUAUAUUUAUGUUUAUACUUAUGUUUCCACUCAUGUUUCCCCUUGUUAG
Molecule: messenger RNA, 358 nt
Organism: Schizosaccharomyces cryophilus OY26
Lineage: Eukaryota; Fungi; Ascomycota; Schizosaccharomycetes; Schizosaccharomycetales; Schizosaccharomycetaceae
Exons: 1
Source: RefSeq, a predicted model, not a curated record